AUGCUUUCCGUAGACGAACACAACCCCGAGUCUCAACAUCUGAGUCCUCUACAAGAUGAAUCGGAUAAAGAAUCAGAAUCUUCUGACUCCGAUAAUCGCCGUUCAGGUGCCCGGUUCUAUUCGUCUCAUUUCACCGAAGCGCCUGACAUCCCACUCAUGCCGAGUCCAACCCCACCAGAGGAAUCCUUUUUUGGGGAGGUACGACGCUAUCCCAAAAUCACACUUUACACCAUUGGCCUUGCGAUAGCAUUCUUAUUGGGCGGUUACGAUUCUGUCAUUGUCAACACGGUUCCAUCGAUCUCACAAUUUCAAAAGGACUUUGGCGUGCUGUACGGCCCCGACAAGAACGAGUAUAUUAUACCAUCAAUGUGGCUAUCGCUUUGGAGCGCGCUUGGAGCUGUCGGGCAGAUAUUGGGAGCACUUGUUUCGCCGUCCUGGCAAGAUCGCUCAGGCCGGCGAAUUCCAAUGGUGGUAGGAACCGUGGUUUCUGCUGCUGCUGUCGCUGUAAUCUACACUUCCUACUUACCCACCGACAUUAAUGCUCGGCGAGCCGUUUUUCUCAUCGGCGAGAUCAUUCAAGGUCUCGGUGUCGGUGUCUUGACGACAACUGCUCAAACCUACAUAUCCGAAACAGUGCCUACAAGUUUGCGAGGGUCUGCGAUGGCGCUCUGCCCGACCUUUGUGUUGUUAGGUCAAUUGAUUGGUGCUUUGGUGGUUUUUAUGACUUCGGGUGGAGAUACAAGCAGUGCUUACCUUGUGACAUUCGUUUCUAUGUGGCCAUUUUCUGCCAUCACGCUACUUAUUGUCGUGCUGGUCCCAGAAAGUCCCGCAUUUCUUGUGCGCAACGGCAGACUGGUUGACGCCCAUCGCGCGCUGCAGAAACUUCACUCUGGUACUCAGGACUGUGCACAGCUGGUCAAAGACCUGCAGAAAACCGAUGCGCAAGAGAAGGAAGAAAAUGAGAAGAUCCCUUGGCGUGACUGCUUCCGACGCACCGAUCUACGACGAACUCUUAUUGUGUCAUUCGUAUCGAUGAUGCCUUGCUUCUUCGGGUUUUCGCUACUCUCAAAUGCGAGUUAUUUCCUGCAGAUUGUUGGAAUGGAUGACCACAACAGUUUGAUGAUGUUUGUUUUGGGAAUUAGCUUGGGGUUAGUAGCCAACGCUGUCGGUGUGUGGGUUGCUAAUGUCGUUGGACGACGGACGCUCAUAUUAAGUUCACUAUCGGUAACUUCAUUACUAUGGCUUGGUAUGGGUAUUGCUGGCUGCUGGUCCGGUGUUGUUUCGAUAUGGUAUACUGCGGUAACGAUGAUGUUUAUUGUUGUCAUCUGUGGUGUGGGUGCAUGGCCUGCUUCAUUUGCAGUUGUUGGAGAGACAUCAUCCCUCCGCCUGCGAGCCAAGUCACAGGGUAUCAGCACUAUUGCCUCUGAUAUCGCGAGUAUACUAUUUAGUUUUCUUUUGCCAUACGUCUAUAACAAAGAUGCCGGGAACCUGGGUGCCAAGACAGGCUUCCUGUUCUUUGUCAUUUGCACAAUCACAACGGCUAUCACGUGGUUGACGGUUCCCGAGCUUAAAGGAAGAACAAAUGCUGAAAUUGACCAUAUGUUCAAGCUGGGACUACCGACAAGGAGGUUUAAGAGUUGGUCUGCAGCUAAUGGCACUGAUGACUCAGAA
Penicillium manginii is the source of this 1671-nucleotide messenger RNA. RefSeq lists its product as uncharacterized. The annotation marks the transcript as partial. NCBI's taxonomy places the organism in Eukaryota, Fungi, Ascomycota, Eurotiomycetes, Eurotiales, Aspergillaceae. The record is from RefSeq and is a predicted model, not a curated record. Gene Ontology annotation, molecular function: carbohydrate:proton symporter activity. Gene Ontology annotation, biological process: transmembrane transport; carbohydrate transport. Gene Ontology annotation, cellular component: membrane. The transcript has 2 exons.